GCGGGCGAGUGUCGCGCAUGUGCAGUGCAUGCCGGUAGCUGUAGGCCUCGCUUUCCGUACUUGCUGUGUAAUUGGCAUCCUUGCUUGUGGUGCGAUCGUUGUUUAUCUUGCUCCUGUUUGCAGUCAUGUUCCUAACCCGCUCCGAGUAUGACAGGGGUGUCAACACAUUCUCUCCAGAGGGCAGACUUUUCCAAGUAGAAUAUGCAAUUGAAGCCAUAAAGCUUGGCUCGACAGCCAUUGGGAUCCAGACAUCAGAAGGAGUAUGCCUUGCAGUCGAGAAAAGGAUUACAUCUCCACUGAUGGAACCCAGCAGCAUUGAGAAGAUUGUAGAAGUAGAUGCUCACAUUGGCUGUGCAAUGAGUGGAUUAAUUGCUGAUGCAAAGACCUUAAUCGACAAAGCAAGAGUUGAAACACAGAAUCACUGGUUUACUUACAAUGAAACGAUGACUGUGGAGAGUGUUACUCAAGCUGUGUCUAAUCUUGCGCUGCAGUUUGGAGAAGAGGAUGCAGAUCCCGGAGCAAUGAGCCGUCCAUUUGGUGUGGCACUGCUGUUUGGCGGAGCAGAUGAAAAAGGACCACAACUAUACCACAUGGAUCCAUCUGGAACAUUUGUACAGUGUGAUGCGAGAGCUAUUGGCUCUGCUUCUGAAGGAGCUCAGAGCUCUUUACAGGAGGUUUAUCACAAGUCCAUGACACUGAAAGAAGCCAUUAAAUCGGCCCUCACUAUAUUGAAGCAAGUAAUGGAGGAGAAGCUGAAUGCCAUCAAUAUUGAGCUAGCUACAAUUGAGCCUGGGAAGAAGUUUCACAUGUACUGCAAAGAGGAGCUGGAGGAGGUGAUAAAGGAUAUUUGAGCAUCUCCAUACUUACCGUAGCAGAUUGCAACUGGUCCCUGCUGUUCCACAUUCAUUUUUUUUUUUAUAUAUAAAUAAUUGUCUGUAUAUAAAUGCAGCUGAGAAUCAUCAGAAGUAAACUUUCUUAUUCCUUCAA
Pelobates fuscus (common spadefoot toad) is the source of this 987-nucleotide messenger RNA. It is a transcript of the gene PSMA5, whose product is annotated as proteasome 20S subunit alpha 5. The record is from RefSeq and is a predicted model, not a curated record. The transcript has 9 exons. Gene Ontology annotation, cellular component: proteasome core complex, alpha-subunit complex; nucleus; proteasome core complex. Gene Ontology annotation, biological process: proteasome-mediated ubiquitin-dependent protein catabolic process. Bases 126 to 851 code for a protein of 241 amino acids. Lineage: Eukaryota; Metazoa; Chordata; Amphibia; Anura; Pelobatidae.